Molecule: messenger RNA, 4019 nt
Organism: Misgurnus anguillicaudatus (oriental weatherfish)
Lineage: Eukaryota; Metazoa; Chordata; Actinopteri; Cypriniformes; Cobitidae
Gene: ipo11
Product: importin 11
Biological process (GO): protein import into nucleus
Cellular component (GO): nuclear envelope; cytosol
Molecular function (GO): small GTPase binding
Source: RefSeq, a predicted model, not a curated record
GGGUGUUAUGACGUCAUGUUGCCGCGACAUCAGCCUCUGUGUAUGGCGCCAUCCACACAACGCGCAUGCUGUGUUUAGAGCGACUGCACUGCACGAGUGUUUUCAUCUCACCCGGUAUUAACAUAAUAAGCUGAAGCCUUAUCUAAUGGAUAUCCAGAGCGCAAGCUCGGUGGUGCUGCAGGCUUUGACCCAGGCCACUAGUCAGGACACAGCUGAGCUGAAGCCUGCAGAGGAGCAGCUUCGCCAAUGGGAGACCCAGCCUGGUUUUUAUUCAGUGCUUCUGAGCAUCUUCAAUAAUCACUUGCUGGAUGUCAACGUGAGAUGGCUAGCUGUCCUUUAUUUCAAGAACGGUAUCGAUCGCUACUGGCGACGAGUCGCACCUCACGCUCUCUCAGAGGAAGAGAAGUCAUCUCUCCGUGCUGGUCUCAUCACCAAUUUUAAUGAACCAAUUAACCAGAUUGCAACACAGAUCGCGGUGCUGAUCGCUAAAGUGGCACGUCUGGACUGUCCCCGACAGUGGCCUGAGCUGAUUCCUAUUUUGCUGGAGUCUGUGAAGGUUCAGGAUAGCCUGCAGCAGCACCGAGCCCUCCUCACCUUUUACCACGUUACCAAAACCCUGGCGUCCAAACGGCUCGCUACUGACAGGAGACUCUUUCAGGAUUUGGCAUCAAGCAUCUAUAGCUUUGCUUGCUCUCUAUGGAAUCAUCAUACAGACACAUUCCUUCAGCAGAUCUAUGCCGGAGACCAACAGACUGCUCUCAGCUCCCUGGAGCGUACUCUUCUCUCUCUGAAAGUUCUUCGGAAGUUGACCGUGCAUGGCUUUAUUGAACCAAAUAACAACAUGGAAGUCAUGGGCUUCCUCAAUGCCGUGUUUGAGAGACUAAAGCAGUUUUUAGAAUGCUGUCGGCAAGUUGGACCAGGCAGCCUUUGCAGGGAGAAGCUUGAGAAGACCAUCAUUUUGUACACCAAAGUUCUGCUGGAAUUUCUGGAAUAUCACCCAUGGCCUUUCAUACCUCUUAUUCAGCGCUCGCUGGAGUUCGCCGUCAGCUACGUGUUCACCGAGGCCGGGGACGGCGUUGUGUUCGAGCGCUUUAUUGUGCAGUGCAUGAACCUCAUCAAGAUGAUCGUUAAAAAUGAUGCCUACAAACCUGCCAAGAACAUUGAAGACAGUAAGCCGGAGAGCCUGGAGGCACAUAAAAUUAAGACGGCUUUCUUCACACACCAAACGUUGACAGAGAUUGGCAGGAGACUGGUUUCCAAAUACUUCUUGCUGACAGAAGAAGAGCUAACAAUGUGGGAAGAAGAUCCUGAGAGUUUUGCUGUUGAAGAGACGGGAGGCGACUCAUGGAAGUAUAGUUUGCGACCAUGCACAGAAGUGUUGUUCUUGGAUAUUUUCCACAACUAUAGUCAAACUUUGACUCCUGUGCUUCUGGAAAUGGUGCAGAAUCUUCAAGGCCCCAGCAAUGUGGAGGACCCCGUGCAGAUGCUCAUGAAAGAUGCAGUGUACAACGCUGUGGGAUUAGCAGCAUAUGAAUUGUUUGACAACGUGGACUUCGAUCAGUGGUUUAAGAAUCAACUCCUAGGAGAGCUACAAGUCAGCCACAACAGGUACAAGUUGAUCAGACGGCGGGUCAUCUGGCUCAUUGGACAGUGGAUCUCAGUGAAGUUUAAGCCAGAACUGCGGCCUCUUCUUUACGAGGUCAUUCUCAGUCUCAUGCAGGACCCUGAUCUUGUGGUUCGCAUUGAAACAGCCACAACACUAAAGCUGACCGUCGAUGACUUCGAGUUCAGAACCGAGCAGUUCUUACCGUACCUGGAAUCUAUAUUCAGUCUGUUAUUCCAGCUGUUGCAGCAGGUCAACGAAUGCGACACUAAAAUGCAAGUGCUUCACGUCAUCUCCUGCGUCAUUGAGAGAGUCAGCAACCAGAUCCGGCCGUAUGUGGGCUGCCUGGUUCAGUACCUUCCUUUUCUCUGGAAGCAGUCGGAAGAACACAACAUGCUCCGCUGUGCCAUCCUCACCACCCUCAUCCACCUCGUGCAGGGCCUGGGAGCAGAAAGCAAGAAUUUGUAUCCCUUCCUCUUACCUGUUAUCCAGCUCAGCACAGAUGUUUCACAGCCCCCUCAUGUUUACCUGCUGGAAGAUGGGCUAGAACUCUGGUUGGUAACAUUGGAGAACAGCCCUGCCAUCACCCCUGAGCUUCUUCGAGUCUUCCAGAAUAUGUCUGCCCUAAUCGAACUGAGCUCGGAGAAUGUGAGAACCUGCUUUCAGAUCAUCAAUGCCUACGUUUAUCUCUCACCUACAGAUUUCCUACAGAAUUAUGCCGAAGGCCUCUGCAGAUCUUUCUGUGAUCUGCUAAAAGACAUCACCACAGAAGGACAAGUCCAGGUUCUGAAGGUCAUUGAAAUUGCCAUAAAAGUAAGUCCUGUACUAGGCUCCCAUAUGUUUCAACCUCUUCUGCCGUCUGUGAUACGGGGAAUUGUUGAAGGAGAAAGGUACCCGGUGGUCAUGUCUACAUACCUGGGGGUGACGGGUCGCAUUCUCCUGCAGAAUUCAGGCUUUUUCACUUCUCUUCUCACACAGAUGGCUUCAGAGUUCAACCAGGAGGCGGACCAGCUCUUGGGAAACAUGAUUGAAAUGUGGGUAGACCGCAUGGACAACAUCACCCAACCAGAGAGGAGGAAGCUUUCUGCUCUGGCUCUCCUGUCACUUUUACCAUCUGAAAACAACGUGAUCCAGGACAAGUUCUGCGGGAUUGUUAACAUCAGCGUGGAGGCUCUGCACGAUGUAAUGACAGAAGACCCUGAGACCGGUACCUUUAAAGAUUGCAUGCUAAUGAGUCACUUUGAAGAGCCGAAGCUGUCAGACGAUGAGGAGCCUCCAACAGAACAGGACAAGAGGAAAAGACUGCUGGCUCUUGAGGACCCCGUGCACAGUGUCUCUCUUCAGCAGUUUGCCUACGAGAAGUUCAAAGCCCAGCAGAUGCUGAUGGGGGACCAGGGCUUCCAAGCGCUCAUGGAAACGGUGGACACAGAGAUCGUUAGACAGCUCCAGGAGUUUCUCCAGGGCAUGUGAGGAGACCAAGCAGACUGUUAAGAACGAUCUGACAGCAGAGAUGUUAACCAUUUAAAAAUGACAGAGAAAAACCGAGCUUCCAACACUUUAUUUUGCUUCCUCAAACACACGUAUUCAUAGUUUGAGAAGAUGCAGAGGAGAAUCGGCUGAAACCGAAGAAAAGGAAACACUGUAAAUGUAAGAAUAAAGCAAAGGAGCUGUUUUGAUGCCAAGUUUUUGUAAGGAGAAAAUAGCUCUGAUAUAGAGUUUUGAAAGAGUCAGGCAGUGUUUACACUGAGCCUUCAUAUAAGAGAGAUGUCAUUUUUGUAUUUAUGUAAGCUACACAGCAUGACCGCAUUGUUACUUUUCUCUUCUUGUGUGGCUUCUGCUCUAAAAUCAGAAUGUGAGGAAGUACAGAGAAGUCUGACAUUUUUUGAUCGAAGGUAUUUUCAUAACGGAUACACAGCGAAUUAAUAAUGGAUGAACUUUAUAAACUGUAUGUUUACUUACCCAUAACUAUAUUGCUGCUAAUACUCCUACACUGCACCUCUCAUAUGAGGUCUGAAGGAGACCAUGAGAACCAAAAACAUCAGUUGUUUAAUGAAAAGAAAAAUAUGGAUUUUAAUCACAUACAGUGCAAACUUUGAGUGCUGAUUCUUAUUGCCGUAGCAAGUUUUUUUUUUUUUUUUUUUAUUACACGUAUACGUUUGCAAAUGAGAUUUUUGGAUUGAAAAUCUUGUUUGAAAUGCAGUUAUACAGUAGAGCGAUUGUCACUGUGACUAAAUUUUGAAGAUAAAUAAAAGCCUUAUGCUUUAAGCCUUACAUUACUCAUCUGAUAUUGCAUUUCAUAUCUGUAAUGUCGUGCUGAUAUACGUUACGGCACAUUUCACUCAGUAGUUUUAUUUUGAUGUAUGAACCCUAUUUUUUCAUUGAUGCCGCUUCAAUAAAAUUCUGUAUGGACUGACAA